AUGGCCGGGCUGGUGCUGUCCCCUGUGCCCAGCAACUGGCUGGUGGUGUUGGUGCUGCUGCUCUCAGCAGGUGAAAAGGUGCCAGCAGCCAAAACGGAGGACCUGUACCUGGAUUCCACAGGAAGCCGAUGUUCCCGAAUCUGGCAGAACCCACGUUUUGUGGCUCGGAAAAGGGGCUUCGUGGUGGAGGUGAAAUGCCACACAGAGGGCUUGGGCACUGUGAAAUGGUUCCGGAAGCGAGAGGUCGACCAGGAGCCCCAGGAGCUCCCCCAGAAUCAGAGCCGCAUGCUGCAGACCCAGAACAGCACGGUCUUCACCCUCACCAUCCGAGACAUCCAGUUCGAGGACAACGGCAUCUACUUCUGCCGGCAUAAGUGCUCUGGGCCAAGCCUGUCGACCCACUGGGGCUGCGGCACUGAGCUUCGGGUCAUGGGGUUCAGCUCCCUGGCCCAGCUGAAGCAGCGGAACACACUCAAAGACGGCAUCAUCAUGAUCCAGACCUUGCUGAUCAUCCUUUUCAUCAUUGUGCCCAUCUUCCUGCUGCUGGACAAGGAUGACAGCAAGGCUGCGCUGGAAGAAGACCACACCUAUGAGGGCUUGAACAUUGACCAGACAGCCACCUACGAGGAUAUAGUGACUCUGCGGACAGGAGAAGUGAAGUGGUCAGUGGGUGAGCACCCAGGCCAGGAGUGA
This is a messenger RNA of Orycteropus afer afer, 693 nucleotides long. It is a transcript of the gene CD79B, whose product is annotated as CD79b molecule. Gene Ontology annotation, cellular component: B cell receptor complex; external side of plasma membrane; membrane. The record is from RefSeq and is a predicted model, not a curated record. Gene Ontology annotation, biological process: B cell receptor signaling pathway; B cell differentiation. The transcript has 6 exons. Gene Ontology annotation, molecular function: transmembrane signaling receptor activity. Lineage: Eukaryota; Metazoa; Chordata; Mammalia; Tubulidentata; Orycteropodidae. The coding region runs from base 1 to 693 and encodes 230 amino acids.